Molecule: messenger RNA, 1203 nt
Organism: Fulvia fulva
Lineage: Eukaryota; Fungi; Ascomycota; Dothideomycetes; Mycosphaerellales; Mycosphaerellaceae
Product: tRNA(Thr) (cytosine(32)-N(3))-methyltransferase
Exons: 1
Coding region: 1-1203 (400 amino acids)
Molecular function (GO): tRNA (cytidine-N3)-methyltransferase activity
Source: RefSeq, a predicted model, not a curated record
AUGGCAACACCCGGAGACGACGUCGCACUUGCGAUGCGCAAGAAGCAACCCAAGCAACAGCUCACAAAAGGCAUGGAACAUAUGCGCGGCUACGUAACAGUAGACGCUCCACAAUCCACCGCGGACCAGACCAUCUCCCCAGGCGAAGAUGCAUACGGAGUUCCAGCAACCUACGAACCCAUCCGGAAACCCACCACAGAUUCCUCCCAAAACGAGCAAAAACCCACCGACCCCUUCCAAUUCGGAACCCGCUUCCUCGAAGAAGGCGACGACAUUUUCGCCCACAACGCCUGGGACCACGUCGAAGUCGACCCUCAAUACGCAGACUUCAUAGAAACCCAGACAGAGUUCCAACGAAGUAACCAAGUCUCCGACUUCGACAAGUCCCGCUUCAACACGAACCCGGAGAAGUGGUGGGAUAAAUUCUAUUCUAACAAUCAGGCGAAUUUCUUUAAGGAUCGGAAGUGGCUUGUGCAGGAGUUUCCGGUUUUGGGGGAGGUCACGAAGGAAGGGUAUGGGGCUGUGAGAAUUCUGGAGGUGGGAGCUGGGGCAGGGAAUACUGCGUUUCCGAUUCUUGCUAUGAAUCGGAAUCCGGAGUUGAGGUUGCAUGCGUGUGAUUAUAGUAAGAAGGGGAUUGAGGUUAUUCGUGCGCAGCCUGCUUUUACUGAGCAGGCGGGUGAGGUAUUGAGGGCGGAUGUGUGGGAUGCUGCUGGGGAGGAGAUGCCGCCUGGGGUGGAAGAGGGGAGUGUGGAUGUUGUGUUGAUGAUCUUCAUCUUCUCGGCUCUGGCGCCUAGUCAGUGGAGCAAGUGUGUUGAGAACAUCUGGCGCUUGCUCAAGCCGGGAGGUGAGGUGUUCUUCAGGGACUAUGGGAGAGGUGAUUUGGCGCAGGUCAGAUUCAAGAAGGGUCGCUAUCUUGAGGAGAACUUUUAUGUAAGAGGUGAUGGUACGAGGGUCUACUUCUUCGAGGAGCAGGAGCUCCGAGAUAUAUGGGGUAGUGGGAGCGAUGCAGAUGUAGCCGAUGCUGCUGAGAAAGAUGGACCGAAGACCGAAGAUCAAGCCAGAAGACCUGCUUUUGAGAUUGCGAAUCUGGCCGUGGACCGACGUAUGCUCGUAAACCGACAACGCAAGCUCAAGAUGUACAGAUGCUGGAUGCAAGGAUUGUUUAGAAAGCCUGCAGUCAUCAGCGGUAACGCAUCCGCAUAG